Messenger RNA from Gastrolobium bilobum, 1701 nucleotides. RefSeq names its product sugar transport protein 5-like. The record is from RefSeq and is a predicted model, not a curated record. Lineage: Eukaryota; Viridiplantae; Streptophyta; Magnoliopsida; Fabales; Fabaceae. Gene Ontology annotation, molecular function: monosaccharide transmembrane transporter activity. The coding region runs from base 71 to 1597 and encodes 508 amino acids. The transcript has 4 exons. Gene Ontology annotation, biological process: monosaccharide transmembrane transport. Gene Ontology annotation, cellular component: membrane.
GAGAGAUACACACUAUAUAUAGCAGUUUUGGUGCUUGGAACCCGUGAAUAGAGAGAACAAAACCACCAAAAUGGCCGUUGGGGGAUUCGCCGUUGAUGCUCCAGCCAAUGGCUUAAACGGCAAGAUAACACUAUCAGUUGUCAUUACUUGUAUCGUUGCCGCAUCUGGUGGACUCAUUUUUGGAUAUGACAUCGGAAUUUCAGGAGGUGUGACUACGAUGGAACCAUUUCUAAAAAAAUUCUUCCCAGCAAUAUUGAAAAAGGCUGCUGGCGCCGAAACAAACAUGUACUGUGUGUAUGAUAGUCAGGUGUUGACAUUGUUCACAUCUUCUCUCUACCUAGCGGGGUUAGUGUCAUCUCUCCUAGCCAGCCAAGUCACCAAGUCGUUGGGUCGGAGAAACACCAUGAUCUUCGGCGGUUGCAUCUUUUUUGUGGGUGGAGCCAUUAAUGGUGCUGCUGCAAAUAUUGCUAUGCUCAUCUUGGGUCGUAUCUUGCUCGGCCUUGGGGUCGGUUUCACUAAUCAAGCUACGCCGGUGUACCUUUCAGAAAUUGCUCCACCAAAAUGGCGAGGUGCGUUUAACACAGGCUUCCAAUUCUUCAUAGGAGUUGGUGUGGUGGUUGCCAACUGCAUAAACUAUGGCACCGCCAGGCACACGUGGGGUUGGCGUCUUUCCCUUGGACUCGCCACUGUUCCUGCAACCGUUAUGACAGUUGGUGCCUUCCUAAUACCUGACACUCCCAGCAGCUUGGUGGAACGUGGCAAGAUAGACCAAGCAAGACAUGCCCUUCGCAAAGUGAGAGGUCCCACAAUUGAUGUGGAACCUGAAUUGGAACAAGUGAUUACGUUGUCACAAGUUUCAAAAGUCAUGGAGCAGGAGAGCUUUAUGACCAUAUUUGAGAAGCAGUAUCGACCUCAAUUGGUGAUGGCAUUUGCUAUCCCGUUAUCUCAGCAGCUUACGGGGAUCAACAUUGUCGCAUUCUAUGCACCUAACCUCUUUCAAUCUGUGGGUUUUGGCAACGACUCAGCAUUACUUUCAGCAAUUAUACUUGGACUCGUCAACCUUGCUUCUAUCCUAGUAUCUGCUGCUUUUGUUGAUCGAUUUGGUCGAAGAUUCUUGUUCAUACUGGGUGGCAUUCAAAUGCUUAUCUGUCAGAUUGCGGUAUCUGUUGUGCUAGCAAUGGUUACUGGUGUUCAUGGCACAGAGCACACGUCAAAGGGCAGCGCUAUAAUGGUACUGGUGCUACUGUGCUUCUACGCUGCAGGUUUUGGUUGGUCAUGGGGCCCUCUCUGCUGGUUAAUUCCAAGUGAGAUUUUUCCCUUGAAGAUCAGAUCCCCAGGACAAAGCAUAGCCGUUGCUGUGCAGUUCUUAAUGGUAUUUGUUUUGUCCCAGACAUUCUUGACAAUGCUAUGCCACUUUAAGUUCGGGGCUUUCCUGUUUUAUGCGGGUUGGAUUGCAGUGAGCACCAUCUUUAUUAUACUGUUCUUGCCCGAGACCAAAGGAAUUCCUCUGGAUUCAAUGUAUGCGAUAUGGGGCAAACACUGGUAUUGGCGUCGGUUUCUUGUUAAAGGACAAGUGAACCAAGUUGAUCUUACUUGAAUUAUUAGCGCAUGUUUGUAAGCAAAAUAAGAAAGUUGUUUGCCUCUUCCUCUAGUAUGGCUACAAGAACUAUGUACAUACAUGCAUGAAAUUUUACUACAAUA